This is a messenger RNA of Xyrauchen texanus (razorback sucker), 1957 nucleotides long. RefSeq names its product STING ER exit protein. NCBI's taxonomy places the organism in Eukaryota, Metazoa, Chordata, Actinopteri, Cypriniformes, Catostomidae. Bases 108 to 782 code for a protein of 224 amino acids. The transcript is spliced from 7 exons. The record is from RefSeq and is a predicted model, not a curated record.
ACAUAUACAUACGUCAUCACUGGGCGACAGCUGGAACGUAAACAAGUGUGAAACCAGUAUCAUCCUCCGUUUAAAAAAAAAAAAGAGAAAGAAAACGAAGUCUAAAUAUGCCCAAAGUUGUGUCUCGGAGUGUGGUGUGCUCGGACACCCGUGACAGGGAAGAGUAUGAUGACGGAGAGAAACCUCUGCACGUGUAUUACUGUUUGUGCGGACAGAUGGUCCUGGUUCUGGAGUGUCAGAUAGAGAAAUUACCUAUGAGACCACGGGACAGCGCUCGAGUGAUUGAUGCAGCAAAACAUGCCCACAAGUUCUGCAACGUGGAGGAAGAUGAGACUGUGUACUUAAAAAGGUCAGAGGGCAUUGAAAGGCAGUUUCGAAAAAAAUGUGGAAAGUGUGGUGUGCUCUUGUUCUAUCAGCAUCAGAUGAAGAGCACUCCAGCAACGUUCAUUGUGGAUGGAGCUUUGGUUAAGUUUGGACAGGGAAUUGGGAACACAAGUGUGUACAGUCAGAAACAAGAGCCGCCUAAGAAAGUCAGGGUUAUGAUGACAAAGCGCACCAAAGACAUGGGCAAGUUCAGCUCUGUUACUGUCUCAACGAUCGAUGAAGAAGAGGAGGAGAUUGAAGCGCGGGAGGUGGCAGACUCCUAUGCCCAGAAUGCCAAAGUGAUUGAGAAGCAGCUGGAGAGGAAAGGAAUGAGCAAGAGGAGACUACAGGAACUAGCGGAACUUGAAGCUAAGAAAGCCAAGAUGAAGGGAACUCUCAUUGACAACCAGUUCAAAUGAAGAUUGUGUGUAUGGGAGUAUGAGUAUGUUGUGCUUCAGAGAGAAUGUGUGUAUAUUUGCACAAUAGCUUGUGUGAAUGGGUGGAAUAAAAAAAAUAAAUAAAUUACAUUGUCUUGAAAUUGAAAUUUUCUUGAAAAAAACUGUUUUUCAUACUAUACUUCAUUAAAUUAAAGUCAGCUGAAUGGCAUUUUUUCUUCUAUCAGAAGUUUUUGCGUUAUGGCAUAGAUGCAGAUGCCCUUGGUUCUCUCUCUCCUCACAGUGAGUUGUUGAGAUUUUGGACCUUAUUCACGCUAGCGCUAUCUUUGAUUUUUUAAUGGGAAUUACAAUGAGGCUCUGAGGAGAGACUUACAGUCUCUUCAAUGGGCUGUACUGCAGUUGAAUGUUUUUUUGGAUCGUUCCGCAGACAAAAUUUAUAAAAUAUUUGUCCAUGAACAUUUAGUAUACAAAGAGUUGUGGAAAAUCAGAAGUGAUCGAUCUAGGAGCUUUAUACAGCUUUAUACUAUUUGUGCCAUUGAAGAUAUGGUAAGUAUAUCCUUCACAGCCUCGUUUUUAUUCCCAUUAAAAAUCAAAUAUUGCGUUUGCGUGCAUUAUAUUUUGUAGGCUAAAACAGUAAAUUGUUAAAUUUACCCAUAAAAUGGACCUUACUGAAAGCUUUUCUUCUGGAUUCACAAAUGCUGUGUACACCCCAGAUUUGUUAGUUAUAUGUGUGUAUGUUAGUGAAUUCCAAACAUUUAUAAAUUAUCAUAAUCCAUGGCCAUGAAAUCACCUUAUAAGGAAGGUACUUGUAAAUGUUGCUAGUUGCUAGUAAAUGCUUUUAACAUCUAUGUGGAACAGUAAUGAAAUGCUUUCACAUCAUAAUGCAUACAAUGCACACAUAUAGCAUCUCAAGGAAAGUGAGAAACCUCUUGUCUUCGCAUGUUUUUGCUGUUAUCAGAGGCUCUUUUUUUUUAAUCAAUAAAAACGGUUUGACAUGAAGUUUUAGUUAAAAAAAAAAAUCACUUCUCACUGGCAGGAGGAUGUCCACCACCAUUAACCUUCUCUGGUUCUGUUCUUGGACCGAAAUGUUGUAAACUAAAAGAUUUGCAAGCUGCAACAGUGUGUAUGCUUUUGCUUUUUUGUUGUUUGUUUUGUUUUUACUAUUUUGCAUAAGUAUUUUGUUCACACUUGCUUGCGAU